GCACGGAAGUUCGGGCUCUUGGGGCUUUCCGACGUUACUCCGAGGGCUCUGGGGCUGGAUUUUGCGUCCCUGAAGGCUGGUGCCACAGUGGCAAAGGAGCCCCCGCCACGGCGGACCGUGGGAGUUGAGACGUGCAGCUAUGCUUCCAGAUUCUUCUGUGGAUUACCAACAGCAACAAAAAAUGAAUGAAUCUCUGGGGUUGGUGUCAUUUGAGGACGUGGCUGUGGACUUCAGCUGGGAGGAGUGGCAGGACCUGGAUGAUGCUCAGAGGACCCUGUACAGGGAUGUAAUGCUGGAGACCUACUGCAGCUUGGUGUCCUUGGGGCAUUGUGUUCCCAAACUUGAAGCAAUCAUCAAGUUGGAACAAGGAGCAGAACCAUGGAUGGGUGAAGAACCUCAAGACCAGAGCCUUGUAGGACACCGUGUUCCCAAACCUGAGGGGUUCAUCAAGCUGGAGCAAGGAACAGAGCCGUGGAUGGGAGAAGAACCCCCAGAUCAGAGCCUUGUAGAUGUCCGGCAAGUGGAUAAACUGAUUGAGAAUUGCCAGGAAAGUCCAGACAGACAUCUGUGGCAAGUUGUAAUCACCAACGGUAACACAGCAGAGCAGAGAGUUGGAUUAGGAAGAACUUUUAAUAUGAGCUCAAACCAUAUUUCAAAGCUGAUUUUGAACAAUGGGAACUACUUAGGAAUGAGAAGUGAAGAGUUUAUUGUGUAUCAGAAUAUGCUUCUCUCUAGUAAGCCUGAUGAGAGGUUUCCUGGAGAGAAGUCUGGUGCCUGUCAUGUUGCUGGGAAACCUCUCAGAUAUCCUGAACAUUUUAGUGAGCAUCAUGAUAGUCAGUCUGGGCAGCAGAAUUUUGAAUAUGAUGCAGAAAGGAAAGCAUUUAACACAGAGACAAUAUUCUUUAUACAUAAGAGGGUUCCCAUUAGAGAGCCGUCCUAUGACAAGUCUGCUCUCAUUGUCCAAGAGAUAACUCAGGUAGGGAGAAAAACUUCUGAAUGUAAUGUGUGUGGGAAAACAUUCUAUGUAAAGCAUAUCUUCACUAAACAGAAAAUGCUUGUAGGAGAGAACCCCUAUACAUGUAGUGAAUGUGAGAAAUCCUUUAAGAAAGAAUACCUUGCAAAACUUCAGAGGAAAUAUACAGAGGAGAAGCCCUAUGAGUAUAUCACAUAUACAAAUUCUUUGUGUCAGCAGUCAGACCUCACUUUACUACCUAGAACUCACAUAGGUGAGAAACCCCACGAAUGUAAUGAAUGUAGGAAAUCUUUCUACCGCAAAUCAGACCUCACUGUUCAUCAGAGGACUCAUACAGGAGAGAAACCCUAUGAAUGUAAUGAAUGUAGGAAAUCUUUCAACCAGAAGUCAAACCUCAGCAGGCAUCAGAGAAUUCACACAGGAGAGAAACCUUACGAAUGUAACAAAUGUGGGAAGUCUUUCAACCAGAAGUCAGACCUCAUUUUACAUCAGAGGACUCACACAGGAGAAAAACCAUAUGAAUGUGAUGAAUGUGGGAAAUCUUUCUACAAGAAGUCAGACCUCACUGUACAUCAGAGAAAACACACAGGAGAGAAACCCUAUGAAUGCCAUGAAUGUAGGAAAACAUUCUAUCAGAAAUCAAAACUCACCGUACAUCAACGAACUCACACAGGAGAGAAACCCUAUGAAUGCAAUGAAUGUGGGAAGUCUUUCUACCAGAAGUCUGACCUCACUGUACAUCAGAGAACCCACACAGGAGAGAAACCCUAUGAAUGUAACAGAUGUAGAAAAUCCUUCUACCAGAAGUCAGUCCUCACUGUGCAUCAGAGAACACACACAGGAGAGAAACCCUAUGAAUGCAAUGAAUGUAGAAAAACCUUUUGCCAGAAGUCACACCUCAGCAGGCAUCAGAGAACUCAACACAAAGUAGACCCUGUGAAUGUAAAGAAUGUAGGAUCUUUCAGCCAAAAGUCAAAUCUCAGCAGGCAUCAGAGAACUCACACCGUAGAGGAACCCCAUAAAUUGAGGAAAACAUUUUAUCCAAAAUCACAUCUCACAGAACAUCAGAGAAUUUACAGAGAAAUCCUGCAUGACAAAGAUGGUCUAUGUGUUCUCUAAAAUCCACUCUUGGCAUACACUGAGUCCACACUUCUCAGCCUCUCACUAUCUUUGGUUGGGAUUGUGUACCUGAAAAUUGUCCACAGGAUAUGGACACAGUGAUGGACAUUAUUUCAGGCCUGGCAACAGAUGACCAGAAAUACCUUCUUAUUUCUUAUGCCCUUUGGGAGGGACUGAGGUCAGAUUUCCCCCAAGUGGCCUUUGGAGUUACAGAUGGGAGAAGGUUCCCAUAUACCCGCCAAGGAAUUCAUUGAGGAGAGCAAGGU
Molecule: messenger RNA, 2358 nt
Organism: Castor canadensis (American beaver)
Lineage: Eukaryota; Metazoa; Chordata; Mammalia; Rodentia; Castoridae
Biological process (GO): regulation of transcription by RNA polymerase II
Molecular function (GO): RNA polymerase II cis-regulatory region sequence-specific DNA binding; DNA-binding transcription factor activity, RNA polymerase II-specific
Source: RefSeq, a predicted model, not a curated record